Messenger RNA from Oppia nitens, 1602 nucleotides. RefSeq names its product myeloid leukemia factor 2-like (gene Mlf). NCBI's taxonomy places the organism in Eukaryota, Metazoa, Arthropoda, Arachnida, Sarcoptiformes, Oppiidae. Gene Ontology annotation, cellular component: nucleus; cytoplasm. The record is from RefSeq and is a predicted model, not a curated record. Gene Ontology annotation, biological process: regulation of DNA-templated transcription. Bases 283 to 1242 code for a protein of 319 amino acids. The transcript is spliced from 2 exons.
UAAUACAGUAAUAGUAAUAAUAAUAAUCGCGAAAUAUCUGGAAAUUUCACUGUUUUGUUGUUAUUAUUAUUAUUAUUAUUACUAUUAUUAUUGUGUGUUUGAAUUGAUUGCCGUUUUAUUUGCGAUUUUUUUUUUGGUGACCACUUGAGUUUAGUUUACGGGUUGAGUUGUCGGUCAAUCAAUCACUUAUCGCCCGAGUUUUGGCCAUCAAUUUCAACGACAGUCAAGUCAGUUGAGAGCACCGAUCGAUUGAUAGGUUAUAUCGAUAUUAUAUUAAAAUCAAUGGCUUUCCUAGCGUUCAACGAUAUGGACGAUAUGUUCGGCCGAAUGGACCGAAUGAUGGCAUCGAUGAUGAACAACAUGAACACAAUGAUGCCGUCGCCGAGAGACGCUUUCGGCGGUCCGUCGCCGUUCAAUAUGCUAAUGCCUGCGUUCGGUACGCCGCCGGCGCUGCCAAUGGUCGGACCGAUGGUCGAUCCGAUGUCGCAGCUGAUGUCUCGUAGCGCCAGCCUAUUUCCAUCGUCGUCGAUGUCCAUCAGUCAUCAUAUGACACCAGAAAACUCUUACUCCUAUUCAUCAUCGAUGGUAUCGAUGAGCACCGAUUUUACUGGUCGGCCACAGGUCUACGAGUCGACCCAUUCGAGUCAUUCGGGUCCCGGCGGUCUACGGGAGACUCGCAGUACGGUUCGCGAUUCGCGAUCUGGCCUCCAGAAGAUGUCUAUUGGUCAUCAUAUUGCCGACAGAGGACACGUAAUGGAAAGAUCGCGCAAUCACUAUACCGGCGAACAAGAGGACAACAACGAGUAUAUUAACAUCGAAGAGGAAGAAGCCGACGAAUUUAACAGCGAGUUUCGACAGCGUAUGAAUGUCUACGGCAGCGGAGGACAUGGCGGACAUCACCACUCGGGUGGCGGUCGCUAUUUGACAUCAGGAUCGUCGUCAUCUGCGCACAGACCGCACGGUAGAUCAGAUAUGUUGGCACUGACGGCACCGCCGCCGCCGGCGCCGCAACCAUCAUCAUCGUCGGCACAACCGUUGUCUCGCGAAUCGCCUGAUGCUGCUAAACAUCAUCAUCAGCGACCAGACAAUGGCCACCACAACAACAACAACCAUCACAACCGCAACAACAACAGCAACAAAGGCCAGACUAGCGGUAGUCGAGCCAACAAAAUGUUUCACAAGAAGAAACAUUCGGACAAAAACAAGACGAAAAAGCCGUACAAAAAGUCUCCAAACAAUUAAAUCAAAGAAAAACAACAAACAAACAAAAAAAGGAUUAAAUUAAACGACAAAAACAAUUAUAAUAAGAAAAGCAAAUGAACGAAGAAUUUCCAUAAAAAAUAACAAAACAAACAAAAAAAAAUGUUUAAAUAAUAAGUUUAUUAUUAUUAUUACUAUUAAAUUAAAAAAAACAAAUUUUUUUUGUGAGACAAAAAACAGACAUUUUAUUUCAAAAUAUAAUAAUAAUAAGUGUAUUAUUGGAAGAAAAAAAACAAUUUUUGUUUAUUUGUUGAAGAAAACAGUGUAUAAUCUAUUAUUAUUAUUAUUAUUAUUAUUAUCAGUGUGUAAAUUAUAAUCGAAAUAAUUAUUAUCAUCAUAUAA